ACUUCGGCAUUGCGGGUGGAAAAAGCGGCGGGCACAUUGUGGAUCGGAUCCAAACUGUUUUUGGUCGUCUCGAACUCAAAAAAAAAGAAACGUAAAUCCAUCGGUACUAAACGCGAUUGUGGAAGGCGCCUCGUUCUUGUGAUACCUCUGCCGUGAAUCGAUGUUCGGUUUGCAGAAAAUAAUAAGGUGGCAGAGAACAUAAACAUAACUUAAAUUAAAAAGUCCACCGCCAAUGCCCGAGAAGACUACAGUGAAACAAUAAUACAAAUAACCCAAAAGAAUCAGUUAAAUCGAAUUGAAGCCAAUAAACAAUCGACCAUGUAUCGCAUCAGUCCAAUUGGACGCAAAUCAAACUUCCACUCGCGCGAAAAAUGUCUGAUUGGACUCGUCCUGAUAACGUUGUGCUUCCUCUGCUUCGCCGGCAUCUUCCUCCUGCCGGACAACUUCGGCAGCGAUCGUGUCCUGCGCGUCUACAAGCACUUCCGAAAGGCCGGACCGGAGAUCUUCAUCCCAGCGCCGCCCCUCGCCGCACACGCCCCCCAUCGCAGCGAGGAUCCGCAUUUCAUUGGCGAUCGCCAGCGUUUGGAGCAAAAGAUUCGCGCCGAAUUGGGCGAUAUGCUCGAUGAGCCACCGGCUGCGGGUGGAGGCGAACCCGGACAAUUCCAGGCGCUCGCCCAACAGGCUCAGGCUCCAGCUCCCGUCGCCGCUCUGGCGGAUCAGCCGCUGGAUCAGGACGAGGGACACGCUGCCAUUCCCGUUAUAGCCGCCCCAGUUCAGGGAGACAAUGCCGCCAGCCAGGCCUCGUCGCAUCCACAAAAUUCCGCCCAGCACAACCAGCAGCAAGCACAACUGCCAUUGGGAGGCGGUGGCAAUGAUCAGGCGCCGGACACACUGGACGCCACACUGGAGGAGCGACGUCAGAAGGUCAAAGAGAUGAUGGAACAUGCGUGGCACAAUUACAAAUUGUAUGCGUGGGGCAAGAACGAGCUGCGUCCCCUUUCGCAGCGACCCCAUUCGGCCAGUAUUUUUGGAUCCUACGAUCUGGGCGCUACAAUCGUCGACGGGCUGGAUACCCUGUACAUAAUGGGACUGGAGAAGGAAUAUCGCGAGGGUCGCGAUUGGAUCGAGCGGAAAUUCUCACUGGACAAUAUCAGCGCAGAGUUGAGUGUUUUCGAAACGAACAUUCGAUUUGUCGGCGGCAUGCUGACGCUGUACGCCUUUACGGGGGAUCCACUGUACAAGGAGAAGGCCCAGCACGUGGCCGACAAGCUGCUGCCCGCCUUCCAAACACCCACGGGGAUUCCCUACGCGCUGGUCAACACCAAGACCGGUGUGGCCAAGAACUACGGCUGGGCAUCCGGCGGCAGUUCUAUCCUAUCCGAAUUCGGCACACUGCAUCUCGAAUUUGCCUAUUUGAGCGACAUUACCGGUAAUCCACUGUACAGGGAACGAGUGCAAACCAUCCGCCAAGUGCUCAAGGAGAUCGAGAAACCGAAGGGCCUCUAUCCCAAUUUUCUCAAUCCCAAGACAGGCAAAUGGGGGCAACUUCACAUGUCAUUGGGCGCUCUGGGCGACAGCUACUACGAGUACUUGCUGAAGGCCUGGCUGCAAUCCGGCCAAACGGAUGAGGAAGCCCGCGAGAUGUUCGACGAGGCGAUGCUGGCCAUUUUGGAUAAGAUGGUCCGCACGAGUCCCGGCGGACUGACAUACGUCUCCGAUCUCAAGUUCGACAGGCUGGAGCAUAAGAUGGACCAUUUGGCUUGCUUCUCGGGCGGCCUAUUCGCUUUGGGAGCGGCCACGCGUCAAAAUGAUUAUACGGACAAGUACAUGGAGGUGGGCAAGGGCAUUACGAAUACCUGCCACGAGAGCUACAUCAGAGCACCCACUCAGCUGGGACCCGAGGCCUUUAGAUUCAGCGAAGCUGUGGAGGCGCGAGCACUGAGAUCGCAGGAGAAGUACUACAUUCUCCGGCCAGAGACUUUCGAGAGCUACUUUGUGCUGUGGCGACUCACGCACGACCAGAAAUACCGCGACUGGGGCUGGGAGGCGGUCCUCGCCCUGGAGAAGCACUGCCGCACGGCGCACGGAUAUUGUGGCCUGCGCAACGUCUACCAGCAGGAGCCGCAAAAGGACGACGUUCAGCAGAGCUUCUUCCUCGCCGAAACGCUUAAGUACCUGUACUUGCUGUUCUCGGAUGAUUCGGUGCUGCCGCUGGACGAAUGGGUGUUCAACACGGAGGCCCAUCCGCUGCCGAUCAAGGGUGCGAAUGCGUACUACAGACAGGCGCCCGUAACGCUUCCGGUUUCGAACGCAUCAUAAACGGGCGCCAUGCUGCGCCGCUGGCUGUUCGGCCUGUCCCUAGCAAUGCACCUUACUUAGCUCGCGAUAUUUGGAAACCUACACAUGUGUGUACCAGAUCGUAACAUUUUUUUUUGUUUUGUUUAAGUUAUUAGUUAGAUUACGUGAGAAUGACAACUGCUUACGAAAGAUAUUGUAUGCUUACAAUCAAUCCAGGCACACAGACACACACUCGAGAAACUGUCAAUGUAACAUAUUUAUAAAGCUUGCACAUAUAUAGGAACGUAAACUUAAACGGAUAUAUCGUAGUUUAGUUCUUAACUGUUUGCACAAGUUUCUCCAAGUCUCUCUUCUUGAUUUAUCUUAUGGAAUUAAUAGCAAUCCAAAUAGUUGACAGAGGUGGAUGGUGGGAAGACCUCAAUUUCCAUUUAAAUGCGAAUGACGUAGACGUAGGCAAAAACUCUUGAUAUUAAUUAUGAUAUGAUAUAUAAUAUGAUAUACGUGUAAAUGUAAAACUCAGGUGUUCUUAUUAUGAUUUUCCUUGCGCUCACACAAGGCACUUUUUCAACUAACCAGCUACGUAACUAUCUCUACAAGCAUUCUAUACGCAAUUCUCGAUCUGCGACUAUAUCUCUGUGUGGAUUUAUGGCCACUUGGGGGGCAUUUCGUAAGAUCUACUCUGCUAAUUUCCAAUUCGAAUCUUUGACCACUUUAUUUUGUAUAUAAUUUCUACUGACUUUCCUCACAAAAUGAAGGCAGAAGAAAAUCGAAUUGAUAUUUAUACAAAUAUAUUCUUACACAAUAUUGUUUACUUUGUAGCCUAAAUAUUUAAAUAUAAAUCUAAUAUAGAGUCUAGCUUACUUUAUGUGACGAAAGAAAUGUAACGCGAAUUACCUUAAAUCAAGAACAUCAAGCGAAAAGAACGCAAAUGAAUAUAUAUACAGUAAAUAAAUAAAUAUAUAUUUGUAUUUAAUUAAAUCAAAUAAAACGUAGGCAAUUGUUAAAAUAAAUUAAUGAUACGAUGGAACGUGCCGAGCGAAUGGUAAUUUAAUUUUUAACAACUGUAAAGGUUUUUUAUAAUAAUAAUACCAACAGUAAACAUAUUUAUAAUUCUAUUUAUAACUGUAAUCCAUAGUCUAAGCCACAAGGAUCGCAUGAUAAAAGGAAUAUAGAAGUUAUUUAAUUGUUUUUUUUUUUUGUAACAUACGCAGCUUGUUCUGUGUAAAGUGAUUUAACAAACGUAAAAUAACAUAAAACAUAAGCUAAGACCCUAAUGUAAAACAAAAGAAUUUUAAAGAAACAUUUUAACAAAAUAAAAUAAUAUCAAAUUUAAUUACACCGAUAAAUGAAGAAAUCUAAUAAAUCCAAGCUAACAAAAGUUAAACGAGCUAAAUGCUUAAAAAGAAUAGGAAGAAAAGAAUGAAUUCGAUACUAACUAAGCAUAAAUUUAGUGUCUAGAGCAAAACCUUUUUUUGUUUAGAUCAAAUUAGAAUUGAGGCCAAUAGCGAGAUAUAUAAUAUAUCCGAUUAUAAUGCCGAACACACAGAUUCGAAUGGCAGUUUGUAAAUGCAUCAGACACAAUACAUUCAUCAACGGCAGUCCCUGAGCUGCUGAGGAUGUCACGUGUAUUUUGCCUAAAUCAUAAGUUUAAUAAAGAUCUAAUAAUUAA
Messenger RNA from Drosophila sechellia, 3967 nucleotides. RefSeq names its product alpha-Mannosidase class I a (gene alpha-Man-Ia). Gene Ontology annotation, molecular function: calcium ion binding; mannosyl-oligosaccharide 1,2-alpha-mannosidase activity. Gene Ontology annotation, cellular component: Golgi membrane; endoplasmic reticulum. The transcript is spliced from 7 exons. Bases 319 to 2319 code for a protein of 666 amino acids. Gene Ontology annotation, biological process: carbohydrate metabolic process; mannose trimming involved in glycoprotein ERAD pathway. The record is from RefSeq and is a predicted model, not a curated record. NCBI's taxonomy places the organism in Eukaryota, Metazoa, Arthropoda, Insecta, Diptera, Drosophilidae.